AUGUCUUCCGAAGCAAACCAACAACACCGAACUACUCCAGUGCCUGGCAAUCAAGAUACAUUAUCCCCAAUUCACGAACGCAAAUUCGCCCUUCUUUCCCUGUUAACUAUCUUUCUUGCCAUACUCAUCUCCCUAUUCUGGGGUGAUACCGCCAACGUGUUCGGCAUACGACGAUUUUUCUCUUCUUCAGCUCGUACCGCAUCAGCAUCGGCAUCUGUAGCGACUGCAGCAAUUGCGAAGGAGACGACAUCCUCAUCUGAUACGAUGGCAUCAACAUCCAAGACUCCGAUCUAUUUCCUUAGCCAUGGCGGGCCAAAUGUAAUGUACGAAGUCGAACAUCCAGCCUAUCACAAAUUAGCCCAGAUUGGCCGCGAAAUCACGACUAAGGUUAAGCCCCGUGCUGUGGUUGUUUUCUCUGCGCAUUGGCAGGCUGCCCGGGAUACUAUCCAGGUUAAUACGGCUGAGAUUACGGAUUUGAUUUAUGAUUUCUACGGAUUCCCGAGCCACUACUAUAAGGAAAAAUACCCGAACGUCGGCAGCAAAGAGGUCGCGAAUAAAGUCCUCAAUUUGCUCAGGGACGCCGGUAUCAACGCGGAGGGUGUGAAGCGCGGCCUUGACCAUGGUGUUUGGGCUAGUUUCAAGUGUGCCUUCGAACCAGAAUCAAACCCUUUAAACGUCCCCAUCGUGCAAGUGUCUCUCUUCGCAAGCGAAGACCCAGACCAGCAUUACCGCCUCGGCCAAGCCGUAUCGCGCCUCCGCGAAGAAAACAUCCUGAUAAUCGUCUCAGGAAUGGCAGUGCACAAUCUGCGCGAUCUGCGGUAUACAUUCGGAAACCCGAAACCAAUGCCGUAUUCUGUCAGCUUUGACGAGGCGCUUAAAGAUGCUGUUACUACCGCGCCUGCUGAGCGACAGAAGGCUAUGGCUGAAUUGUUGAAGCGUCCUGAUGCGCGCCAGGCUCAUCCCUCUUUCGAGCAUUUGCUUCCAAUCCAUAUUGGGGCAGGUGCUGCUGGUGAGGACUUGGGAAAGAGGCUGUGGACUUAUCCUGAGGGCAGUAUGAGUUGGGCGCAGUAUCGGUUUGGGACGGGUGAGAAUGCUAGUUCGUUAUAG
Penicillium antarcticum is the source of this 1107-nucleotide messenger RNA. Its product is annotated as DODA-type extradiol aromatic ring-opening family dioxygenase. NCBI's taxonomy places the organism in Eukaryota, Fungi, Ascomycota, Eurotiomycetes, Eurotiales, Aspergillaceae. Gene Ontology annotation, molecular function: zinc ion binding; ferrous iron binding; oxidoreductase activity, acting on single donors with incorporation of molecular oxygen. The coding region runs from base 1 to 1107 and encodes 368 amino acids. The transcript is spliced from 4 exons. The record is from RefSeq and is a predicted model, not a curated record.